AUGGACCAAGAUAAUAUUAAAAUGUUUGUUGAUACAACCACUCAAGAUAGUGAUAUCUUCCAUGAGGAAAGAUUAUCAAAAUAUUUAGAAAAUGCUAAAAAAUUUGAUCUUUUUUUCUUAAUUGUAGCAAUUGGAAUUGUUAUAUUUUAUAAAUUAACUCAUAAAUAUAAGACAGAUGUAUCAAUGAUUGAAGAUGAAGUUGAUGAAAAUGAAAAGACUUAUAAGAAAGCAUUAGUGAAAGGUGAAUUUCAUAAAUAUCCAUUAUUAUCCAAGACAGAAAUCACUAAAGAAACUGCCAUUUAUAGAUUUAGUUUACCCUCUGAUUCUUACGUUCUUGGAUUACCUAUUGGACAACAUAUUUCAAUUAGAGCUAACAUUGAUGAAAAAAAAUUCUUAAGAUCAUAUACUCCAAUUUCAUUAGAUUAUGACGCAAUCGGAUAUUUUGAUCUCUUAAUUAAAGCUUAUCCAACAGGUAAUAUCUCUAAAAUGAUUGGUGAUUUACAAAUUGGUGAUAAUAUUGAAGUUUGUGGGCCAGCUGGUGCUUAUGAUUAUACACCAAAUUGUCGUAAAAAACUUGGAAUGGUUGCAGGUGGUACAGGUAUUACACCAAUGUAUCAAAUUAUGAAGGCUAUUGUAGAUGAUCCAAAUGACACCACUGAAGUUUCGUUAAUUUAUGGUAAUAGUUCAGAAUCUGAAAUUUUAUUAAAGGAUGAAUUAGAUUCAUUAUGUGAACGUAAACCUGAACAAAUUAAGGUUUAUUAUUUAAUUGAUAAAGCUGAUCGUGAUGAUUGGGAAGGUGGUAUUGGUUAUGUUACGUCUGAUUUAUUAAAUGAAAAAAUUGCAUCACCAGAUGAUGAUAAUGUUCAAUUAUUAUUAUGUGGUCCACCAAGAAUGGUUUCAUCUGUUAAGAGAAUGGCUGUUGCAAUGGGUUAUACUAAAGGCAAACCUGUCUCUAAGAUGGAAGAUCAAAUUUUUGUCUUUUAA
Messenger RNA from Maudiozyma saulgeensis, 984 nucleotides. The record is from the annotation of a GenBank genome assembly. NCBI's taxonomy places the organism in Eukaryota, Fungi, Ascomycota, Saccharomycetes, Saccharomycetales, Saccharomycetaceae.